CCUUCUGCAUAAACAGCCUUUUUAAAGAAAUGGGUGGAUUACCCAGGUCAGAGGAAUCCUCGAAGGAGGAGUCAGUGCAUCCAUUCGGUGCUCCCAUUGCCGCUCCCUUAGCAAGCCACAGGGGACCACUGCUCCGUUACUGUGGCAACAGUGACGACUUGGCAGCCAGACCCAUCAUGACACAGGGCUCCUCGAGACUCUGCGAGAUGCUCUGGCAAACGCUUGCACAAGGAGAUUUGCAUCUGAGACCCCAUUUCCUUUUAAAUUUUGGCUUUGCCUUGCAAGCCUAGAGAAGGAGAAAAUCGCUGGUGGGAGCCCUCCAAGGAGAAAGCCGUGUGGAGGCAGGGCACGGGGAGCGGCAAGGGGCUCGAAUUUAGGUGUCUGCCCCUGCAGAGGCGGGCGAGCUGUGAGCACCUGUCGGGGAGGAGUUGGCUCAUGUGAGAAGAAGGUCAUUCCCGCAGCCUCGCUCUGUUAAGAAUGCUUGUAAGGCAGAGGUGAAAGUGGCUCAGCAGAACAACAUCAGGAAAUCUGGCAGACUGGAAGAGCACAGCUGCCCCCCUGGGCAGCUGCCACGUGUGAAGCAUGGAGGAAAGUAAAAAUGAGAAGGUGAACCAGGCUCAUGUUCUCUUCGACAGAUUUGUCCAGGCUUCCACCUGCAAGGGGACUCUCAAGGCUUUCCAGGAACUCUGUGACUACCUAGAGCUAAAGCCCAAGGACUAUCGUUCCUUCUAUCACAAACUCAAGUCCAAGCUCAAUUACUGGAAAGCCAAAGCCUUGUGGGCCAAAUUAGAUAAAAGAGGCAGCCAUAAGGACUACAAGAAGGGGAAAGCAUGCGCCAACACAAAGUGUCUGAUCAUUGGGGCUGGACCCUGUGGCCUUCGCACAGCCAUCGACCUGUCCUUCCUGGGAGCCAAGGUGGUGGUCAUAGAGAAGAGGGAUGCCUUCUCCCGCAACAAUGUGCUGCACUUGUGGCCCUUCACCAUCCACGACCUGAGGGGCCUCGGCGCCAAAAAGUUCUACGGCAAAUUCUGCGCAGGAUCCAUAGACCAUAUCAGUAUCCGUCAGCUCCAGCUGAUCCUUUUAAAGGUUGCCUUGAUCUUGGGAAUAGAGAUCCAUGUCAAUGUGGAAUUUCGGGGGCUCGUUUACCCUCCAGAGGACCAGGAGAAUGAAAGAAUAGGUUGGCGUGCACUGGUCCAUCCCAAAACCCAUCCAGUGUCUGAGUACGAGUUUGAAGUAAUCAUUGGAGGGGAUGGCAGGAGGAACACCUUAGAAGGGUUUCGCCGAAAAGAAUUCCGCGGUAAACUUGCAAUUGCUAUCACAGCAAACUUUAUCAAUCGCAACACCACGGCUGAAGCCAAAGUAGAAGAGAUCAGUGGUGUGGCCUUCAUCUUCAACCAGAAGUUCUUCCAGGAUCUCCGAGAUGCCACAGGCAUUGACUUGGAGAACAUUGUCUACUACAAAGAUGAUACACACUACUUUGUCAUGACUGCCAAAAAGCAGAGCUUGCUGGAUAAAGGAGUGAUACGGCAUGACCACGCCGACACAGAGGUUUUACUCUCCCGGGAGAACGUGGACCAGGAGGCUUUGCUGAACUAUGCCAGGGAAGCAGCAGAUUUCUCCACUAACCAGCAGCUGCCGUCGCUGGACUUUGCCAUCAACCACUAUGGGCAGCCUGACGUGGCCAUGUUUGACUUCACGUGCAUGUACGCGUCCGAGAACGCGGCCCUGGUGCGCGAGCAGAACGGCCACCAGCUCCUCGUGGCACUGGUCGGGGACAGCCUCCUGGAGCCUUUUUGGCCAAUGGGAACUGGAAUAGCCAGGGGAUUUUUGGCUGCAAUGGACUCUGCUUGGAUGGUACGAAGUUGGUCGCUCGGAGCUAGUCCUUUGGAAGUCCUUGCAGAGAGGGAAAGCAUUUAUAGGCUGCUGCCUCAGACCACCCCAGAGAACGUGAGUAAAAACUUCAGCCAUUACAGCAUUGAUCCUGCCACCCGAUACCCCAAUAUCAACAUCAACUUCUUGCGGCCACAGCAGGUACGCCACUUGUAUAAUACAGGAGACUUGAAAGACAUUCACCUGGAGAUAGAGAACUUUGUGAACUCCAGGACACCAAAGCUGACUCGAAAUGAGUCUGUAGCUCGCUCUAGUAAAUUGCUCAGUUGGUGUCAGAGGCAGACUGAUGGAUAUGCUGGUGUUAAUGUGACAGAUCUCACAAUGUCAUGGAAAAGUGGCUUAGCUUUGUGUGCCAUUAUCCACAGAUACCGUCCAGACUUAAUAGACUUUGAUUCCUUGGAUGAGCAUGAUGUGGAGAAGAAUAACCAACUGGCCUUUGACAUUGCUGAGAAAGAGUUUGGGAUAUCUCCCAUCAUGACUGGAAAGGAAAUGGCAUCUGUUGGAGAGCCAGAUAAGCUGUCGAUGGUGAUGUACCUCACACAGUUCUAUGAGAUGUUCAAAGACACCAUCCCCUCUAGUGCAGAUAGCCUGGAGCUGAAUGCAGAAGAAAAGGCUGCCCUGAUUGCCAGUACCAAGUCUCCCAUCUCCUUCCUCAGCAAACUGGGACAAAGCAUCUCUCGGAAGCGCACUCCCAAGGACAAAAAAGAAAAGGAACUGGAUGGUGCAGGAAAGAGGAGAAAAACCAGCCAAUCUGAGGAUGAGGACCUCCCACGAAGCUACAGAGAAGAAAGGCCCACAUUAGUGAGUGCCCUGACAGAGAGGAGAAUUGAUGCUGCCAUUGGGAAUCAGAACAAAGUCAAGUCCAUGGCAACCCAGCUGCUGGCCAAGUUUGAAGAGAAUGCACCAGUGCCGUCCUCUAACUUACGAAGACAGCAACCUGUCCUGCCUUACCAAGAGCGUGUCCACAACCAGCCAUCCAGCAGACGAGAGCAAGGCCGGCUUGCUCCCAUACCCCAGUGGAAACAGAGAUUCAGGGAACCUGGUGCUGGCUGUCCCGGGGAGCAGAGGUCCAGACAGGAAAGGCCUGAGACGGAGCCGUCUCGCCGAUUCUUUGUUGACCAGUGGGAGCUCUCCCUUAGCCUCCGCUCUUCCAACCGCCCUUCCUCACCCUCCUCCGACUCCCUCCGACAGAAGUACAUAAAGAUGUACACAGGCGGAGUGAGCUCAUUGGCUGAGCAGAUAGCCAAUCAGCUUCAAAGGAAAGAGCCACCCAAAACCCUUCUAGACAAGAAGGAACUGGGCUCGCUCAAGAAGGAAUUCCCCCAGAACCUGGGAGGCAGCGACGUGUGCUACUUCUGCCGCAAGCGGGUCUACGUGAUGGAGAGGCUCAGUGCUGAGGGCAAGUUCUUCCACCGCAGCUGCUUCAAGUGCGAGUACUGCGCCACCACCCUGCGCCUGUCCUCCUACGCCUACGACAUCGAGGACGGUAAAUUCUACUGUAAACCUCACUACUGUUACCGAGUCUCUGGUUAUGCUCAGAGGAAGAGGCCAGCAGUGGGUCCUCUGUCAGGAAAGGACACCAAAGGACCUCUGCAGGACGCCAUGGCCAGCGAUGGGAGCGGACGGGCCAACAGCAUCCCCACCUCAGCAGAGAGGGCCCCAGGUUCCAGUGUGAACGGGCUGGAGGAGCCCAGCCUGGCCAAGCGGCUGCGGGGCACUCCGGAGCGCAUCGAGCUGGAGAACUACCGGCUGUCCCUGCAGCGCGAGGAGGAGCUGGAGGAGGUCCCCGAGGAGACACUGGCAGAGCACAACCUGAGCAGCGUGCUGGACAAAGGGACAGAAGAGGAUGUGCCCAGCAGUAGUUCAGAAUCUGAGAUGGAGGAGGAAGAUGAAGAGGAAGAUGACGAACAGCAGCCCCCUUCAGACUUGGGUGGUGUGCCAUGGAAAGAGGCUGUGCGUAUCCACGCCCUCCUGAAGGGAAAGAGUGAAGAAGAGAUUGAGGCUGAGCAAAAUCACGAAAUUGAGUACAAAUACGAUGAUGAUGAGGAGGAAUAUGAAGAGGAAGAAGAUGAGGAGUCAAGUGAAGAGGGGGAGUAUAACCCUUGGGAGAGAGAGCUGCAGCAAGGCCUCUGGCUUCAACGUCUCUCAGAUGAAGAGGACUCGGGUACACGUAAAGCUGGAAACCUUAGGCUGCAGCAGAUUGUAAAUCCGGUUGAUCCUCUGGAGAUCCUGGCAGAUGUGCACUGGACACACAUCCGUGAGAAAGAGGAGGAGGAAAAAAUGGUCUCAGCCUCAAAGUCCUCCACCUCCAGAGCAUCCGACCUUCCCUCCGUACGCCAUGAGGCGGUACAGGCGUGGCUGGAGACGGUCCCUGGAGCUCCAUGUGAGGAGGAUGAUGUGGAGGAUGAGCUGGGCACAGAGCCUGCAGACACAGAAGGGCAGGCAGGUGAAGAGGGAGACACGGGUGCAGAGCUGGAUGAUGAAGACAUCGCGUCUGAUGCAGAAGCAGAGUUUCGCUUACGUCAGAGUGCUGUAGAAGGGGCAGAACUAAAAGUCUCUGAGGAUGAAGAAGAAGCAGAAGGUGCUUCCUGCAGUGCGACAGAAGAUCCAUGCAAGCCAUCCAUCCCUAUCCAGCCCUCUAGUGACAGUGUUCUUCCUCUGUCUCCAGCUGCUAGUCCCAAAGCAAAACAAGUAGAGGAUGUAGAAGAACCCCUGCCUGAAGCGUGCCGUGCAAUAAAAUCCCCAGAGCCACGCUUUUUUCCUGAGCCUUUCAUUCUUGAGGAAAGACCAAAGGAUGAAAUUCCCAAAGACAGGAAAGUUAAGAGCCCUUUGGUGCCACCAUCUCCAGUGUUGUCCCAGCCGGUUGCAUCACCAGAAGCCAUUGCACCCCCAUCACUAGCAGAGUCUCAGCCAGGAGCACCAGCACUGGCCUCAUCCCCAGCAUCUGCUCAAAUGCCUAUCUGUUCCCAGCCUUUGCCUUCUGCUGAAACAUCCAUUUCAUCCCCAGUGGAGCCUCCAGUAUGUUUCCAGCCUGUCCCAGCCUUAACGUCUACUCCUUUAGCCAAAUUGGCCCUUAGGGGCCAGGAUGGUGAGGUGGAAAAACUGGGGAGCCCCACUACUGCAGAAGAAGCCCUGAAACGGAGCAGCCUUGUGGAAGAGUUCUGGAUGAAGAGUGCUGAAAUCCGACGGAGCUUAGGGCUCACCCCCGUGGACAGAAACAAACGCUCAGAGAGCAACUUCACUGUGUCUGCUCUGGAGGCAACUCCUCAGAAGACUUUCAAUAGCAGGAAUUUUUCAGGGGAUGAAAGGAUUCAUCCUGUGAAACCCCAACCUGCCCCCAGAAGACAGGGUCUAUCCAAGUUAGAAAAUGAGCAGAUCUCUCUGCUUACUCCAAAGUCUCCAUCAGAAAAAGAGCUAAAGAUUUCCAGUGAAGUACGGGGAGAUGUAUCCAGCAGCUCUGGUCUUGGCCUUCAGGAGAGCUCAUCUAACAUGAGAACUAUGGCUAGCCAGAGCUUCAACACUUCUGACUCCACCAUGCUAACACCUCCAUCAAGUCCGCCCCCACCACCUCCUCAGAACGAGGAGCCGGCCACACUGCGUAGGAAGAGGUACCAGGCACUCUGGCAGAAUGAUGUAGAAGCCAGGUCACCCCCAACGCCAGCAUCGACACCUCCUGCUCCCCGACACCGGGAGCCGGCCCCUCCUGCCAAGGAGUCCCCCCCGGCCAAGAGGGACGACGUGCGGAAGUCAUUCGCAGAGAGCGUGGAUGAAAUUCCGUUUGCUGAUGAUGUGGAAGACACGUAUGAUGACAGGACAGAGGACUCAAGCCUUCACGAGAUGUUCUUUACGCCUCCUACCAGUAGGCCGAGGCCAGAGAAACCACAUCUUUUGCCCUUGGUCAAAGAAAACGGUGGUCCACCCUCAAUGGAAGGAGGGGUUCACCAUAAGAAGAGAGUGUUUCCUGACAUUUCUGUGGAGGCCAAGGAGAUUGCUGAAGAAAGAAUGAGAGCCAGAGAGAAGUCUGUCAAGAGCCCAGCGCUACGUGAUGCCAUGGCUAAACAGUUGUGUAAGAUGAAAGAUAUGGAGAUGGCUGCUGCUACUGGGGCCACAAGGGUACGAAAGGCAUCUUCUAUGCCCUUGAAGACCAAAGAGUUGUUUUAUGAGUCUCCAAAGCAUUUGGCCUUGAAAUUAGCAGAGGGAUCCGCACGAAAACAUAAUUCUGCUACUGAGAAGUACUCCACUCCUCCCGCUGACAUCACUGGACCUGAAGGGUCUGUCAGCUCUUCAGAAGGCUCCAGUGGGAAGAGUAAGAAAAGAAGUUCCCUCUUCUCCCCUCGUAAGAACAAAAAGGAGAAGAAAUCUAAAAACGAUAGCAGACUUUCUGACAAAUCUAGUGGUGGGACAGAGGAAGCAACAAAGCCUAGGUCGUUAUGGAAGUCUGUUUUCUCUGGCUAUAAGAAAGACAAGAAGAAAAAGGCUGAUGAGAAAUCUUGCCCAAGUACUCCCUCAAGUAAUGCCACUGUGGAUUCUGGCAAGCACAAACCCUCUCCACUGAUUACAGCUGCAGAUUUACAGCUCCGUCAGCACCUGAGUUUCUCAGAGGACUCCGACCUCUCCAGUGACGAUAUUCUGGAACGCUCCUCCCAGAAAUCCAAACGAGAGUCGAUCUAUGUACCACACGCCUUGGCAUUCAAGAGAUCAUACUCGUCAAAGAGGGCCUACACAGAAGAGGAGCUGAACGCCAAGCUGACACGGCGAGUACAGAAAGCUGCCCGCAGACAAGCCAAGCAAGAGGAGCUAAAGAGGUUACACAGAGCUCAGAUUAUCCAGCGGCAGUUGGAGCAAGUGGAAGAGAAGCAGAGGCAACUCGAGGAGAGAGGAGUUGCUGUGGAGAAGGCCCUUCGAGGAGAAGCAGACUAUUGGGGAGAGUCUUAUUACAGUGACCUCAUCGACUUGCAUCUGGGUGUUGAGCCCAAUGCCGGGACACCACGUCGUAGACCUCUCUCCUUCUGCCCUUGCUGUGCCCAUGAAGGCAUGGGUAAGAAGGAUGACCCCAAGCUGAUGCAGGAGUGGUUCAAGCUGGUGCAGGAGAAGAAUGCCUUGGUUCGCUACGAGUCUGAACUGAUGAUAUUUGCUCGGGAGCUAGAACUGGAAGACAGGCAGAGUCGACUGCAGCAGGAACUCCGUGAGAGGAUGGCAGUAGAAGAUCAUCUGAAGACAGAUGAGGAGCUCUCGGAGGAGAAGAGGAUCCUGAACGAAAUGCUUGAAGUAGUGGAGCAGAGAGAUUCCCUUGUGGCUCUCCUUGAGGAGCAGCGGCUUAGAGAAAAAGAAGAAGACAAGGACCUGGAGGCAGUCAUGCUUUCCAAAGGUUUUAGCUUGAACUGGUCCUGAGCUUAACACAUUUAUCUCUGCUGGUCUGUGUUGUCCAGUUGGCCUACCCUGAGUUUGCCAGAAUUACAUGGAUAGGAAGAUGUUGAAGGGGAAACCUCUGAAGGGUCCAACAGCAUGCAGGGAUUUGGUUUGAAGCACUCAGAAGUCUUUUGAUAAGUGUGUCGGUUCCAGAAGCUUAAGUUUUACAUGUCUGCAAGCAAAGUUGAAGAAGUGAGUUGAGACUGUGGAGUCUCCUUGAGGUCCUGUAUAAUGGACCAUAUUUUGUGUGUGGUAGGAGGGAGGGGGAAUAAUCCAUGUGUGGGGAAGGAGGUUAAGGGAAGAAGUACCCUUAACUACACUGGAUUUAAGGCAGUCCAUUCCUUUCCCAUUUUUACUACACCAGUUCUAAUAAAAGGGAGGGAAAUGGCAACCUUUCCUGAAAAACCACAGCAGCCUGUAGCAGUGGAGCCAGCUAUCCAAGAGAGCUCCAGAAGCCCAGGGCAACACCUUCUUUGCUUUAGUCUUCCUCCCCACCAAAGAAACCUGCAGUUGAUCCUUAUGCAUGGAUAUGAAGAAAUACAAGACAGAGAAGACACUGCUAUGCGUGAUGGAACUCUCUGCCUCUUGCUUUUUGGAGAGAAGUGGGCAUCAGUGGACUCUUUCCCUACCUUAGCCUCCUAAAUCUUCUUGUGGGGAACAAAGGGGGAGCGGAAGAGAGAGAGAAGAUGCCUAUCUGCUUUGCUACACACUGGAGAGGCAGCUACUGCUGGCCUUAGUCUUCAUGGCCACAGCUCAGAGGCUGGUGGACUUCCUUGUUCAGUUUUUAUUGUGACUGUUUUGACACUGGAAAAUACUGCUGUGGGACAGUGGUAAGUGUGUGCUGGGGCGGGGGUGUUCCCAGGCAGCAUUCCCUGGUUAUAAAGCCCCCUAAAAGGGAGAAGCCCUUAAGUGACCGAACCACCAUUAAGACUUUUCAGUGUUUUUAUUUUUUCUUCCUUUGUAUUUUGUUUUUGCACAUUGGAAACAAAGCUUAAGACCUGCCUGGGCCCUCAGUCACUUUGACCCUUUUAUGUCAAUUAACUUAUUUUUUUAAUACUUGAAAGAAGAUUCAUUUUUGUAUCUUUUAGGAAAAAAAUGGACGAGUGAUGGUGUGUGUGCCUGCUGCAUCCUACAACUUCCACUUCAAAAUUACUGGACGUUGUUACCUGUGGCUAUUUAUUAGUGUUCUUAAUAAUAAUUUGAUUGUUACACAUAUUUGAUUGUGGAGGGAGUGUUUUAACUCUGUUAGAGAAAGACACUACUGCAGAUUGGUCCCUGCUUCACAGCAAGGGCAGCCUUUAUGUACCCAUGGAUGCAUCCUGCCCUAGGAGUUUUCCUGUAUGAGAAAAUCCUGUGCACUCAAUGGAUUUUAAGAAUCUAUUUGUGUUCUUAGCAUCCUUUUCUUCCACAUCCCACAUUCUCUCUUUUGGACUAACAAACCUAUAUUUAUUUAAAUUUUACAUUUUUAUAAUAAGAAAGCCAAAACUGUGAGGCAGAAAUAUCCCAUAUGACUCUUCCUCACUGAAAGAGGAGAUACUCACAGUCAUGAUACAGUUCAAGGGAUUUCCACAAAAACAAAAAUAGCACAUUUCCUGCUGCAUCUGUUGGAAGAAGCUCCUUUUGGCCCAGCUAGUGAAUCUGCUGUUUUUCAGCCAGGAGGGUCCUGAGUGUAACCACACAAUAACCAGUGAGCAGGAUGUGCACUGAGCAGCUCAGCCCCACUCCCUGUGGGACAGACUCCCUGGGCAAACUGUGUCCUUAACCUAUCCUGCAGAGCUGAAACAGCACCGUGCACUGGGGAUGUGUCCCAUCCUUCACAUGAUGUGUCCAGAGGGUUUCCUUACUUGGGAUGCUGUGUUCUUUUUGUGUUAAAGAAGUACCAAGGCUGCUUUCUGACAUCUUUGAGAACAUGUCCAUUCACAAGCACAUUUGUACAGCCUGACUCUUCCAGCUGGAACUGACACUGCCGGUGCGAGGCACCCCAACAGGGCUGAACAUCCUUCAGUCCUUUGCCCCAACACAGAAGUUUGCAUGGUUUCUUGCUCUUGGCUCUCUGCCUCCUUCAGAGAGGUCUCCUAUAAGCCAAGAUCUAUGAUUUGAAUUCACCUCUGACUUGGGAGAAUGUCCCAUGCUGAGGGACAAUGGGUAGGAGUGUCCAUGGGGACACUGAGCAGUGCUGGUUGCUAACUGUGGAAACCCAUGUUUUCCACCCAAAGUGUUCUCCCUUUAUUCCACCUAGUGUUUUAUGCUAAGGCAUUACAAAUUAAAUCCAAAUACUCGUGAAACCAAGCAGACAGACAGGCAGCUGCAGUGCUACUUCACAACUGUGCGUGUUUAGCAAGUUUAGCAAAGGCACCUGCCAUUCCAGCAUCCCAGAGUGUUGCCUUUACCAGCAGGAUGGCUAAUGAACAGAAUUCCUUCCCGUUUGCUGGUGCAGGGCCUGCUGCUCGAGUCAGACUGGCAAAGGUAGUUUACACAGUCUGCAUUUGAGGGGCCACUGGAAGCUGGAGUUCAGGAAGAGGGGAAAAAAGAAAGUUUACUGUGAAUUGUCUUGUGCAGAGAAUUGGCCUCAGUCCAUUUUAUAGUGCACUGGGUAUAUGGAUCACAUCUAUUUUGUAACAAAAGGUCAUUGAAUGUGAGCUGUAGAACAAAGUCCUGAAGAAGAAACACCAGAUGGUUUCUUUUCCCUUUCAUGCUGAGGGACAUUGGUCAGAUCUUUGCAAUGCUGAGGAGUGAGAUCACUUCCGGGUGUAAUACCUUAUUGCACAGAAAACCCACAUAUUCUAACCCUAAACUCUUCGGGUUCUGCUGAAGGCCUCCAGCGGCAAGAAUGAAAACAAAGAGCUAACAUCGCACACACAAAUUGAUUUAAAAUACACUAAAGGGAAUGUUAAAAGGCCUUUUUAUAUCAAAAUGGUUGUAAAAGGCACAACUUGUUAUUUGCUGUUCAGUUGCACUUUAAGAAUAUGACUUGCAUAUCAGUAGUGGGUUUUUUUACUCUCUGAAUACUUUUAAUUCAAAUUUUGUAUUUUUAAAGCUGAAGAAGGUUCUUGUGAGCACAAGAUUCCUUAUUUGUAUCCGAAUCCGAGCAGGAUGUUCUAGCUCUUCGCGCUGCCCGCAGCGCACGCUCAGCCAUGCGCGUUCAGUGACGUGUGUCCAUUUCACGUGUGAGGAGAACCAAGGGACCCUCAGCUCCUGAGACGUGGCACGCGAGGGUGGCUGUCCCCAGGUGACGUGCCCUGACCCAGGGCUGGCCGCUUCAUCCCGGCAGCAGGUGGGAAGAGAGCCGAGCUUGGAACCUGAGCCGUGUUGGUUUCCAAACGGGCACACUGAGGAUGGGGCAAACCCUUCAGCCCCCUGCAAGGAAGGGAGGGGAACACCAGCUCCUGGAAGAAAGUGCCCAGGAAAUAAAUGGAGGUGGGGGACUGAGGACUGCCAGAACAACUAAUCUGUUGUUUUCAUAGUAAUAUUUUUUUUUUUACUCUUCUGUUCCUUUUAACCACAUUUUCAUUAAAAGUCACAACUGGCUGUAAAAUUCCGAGCUUCAGAGAACUAAUGUGUGGGGAGGUGACAAGACAUUUCAGCUCCAACUUUCAGACAUAUUCCUUCUUUCAGUUAACCAAUACCCCCUGGUCUCACUAGGGCAUGUUAUAAACUGCAUUGCUGAACAUAUUUUAGAGCAAACUGCAAGUUUUAAAAGUCUGUCCUUCUCUCUCUGUCUCUGCAUUUUCUGUAAAUAUUUGUUUGUAUGUAAAGGCACCAGUGGAUCCUUGGGCUACCCCCAUGGUCAAGAAUCUGAGUUUUGUGCAAUGCCUAGGCCUCUGUUAGAACACGGUGCUUGCAUAGAGCUAGUGUGUGCACUCUGGUGGGUUUUAAUAUUUUUAUACAUCCCAAUCCUGAACGUUAAUGAAGUAUUCUAAGUGGUCUAGACAGCAUGAUCUAGAGCAGCCGGCAGUUCCCUUUUGUCAGCAGCUACACCUUGUUUGGUUAACAUUCUUCUAAAAUGAGUUUUCCAUUAAGUGUUUGCACCACACACCAGUGGAUUGAGAGAGGUGUUACAUUGUAAAAUCUCCCAUGUACAAACUGAAAAGCUGCAGUGGGAAUUUCAGUUGUCACUGUCUGCAAGGAAGAGCGCUCUAAAGCAUACUAAAAACCAGCCUGUAUAUAGUUCACAGAGAUCGCUGGCUGUUGACCUUUGCAAAGUAACAGAGAUGGGAAGCUUUCCAAAAGUUCCUGCUUUUGGAUUGUCCAAGCCUGCUACCCUGCCUGUGUGUUCCUGCUUGGCAGGUAUUAGGCAGGGUAGCAGGCAGAUGAGGAUGUCACUGGAAGCAGGUGUGAAGGGCAGGAUGCCAUGUUCUGAUGGCAUUGCAGUAAUUUAAAUACUCUAUAUCUGUGCGUGCAUGCGUAUGUAUGUGAAGUCUAGGUCAGGCAAAGGGAGUUGCUUUGGCAUCUGCCUUUUUGUGUGAACCUGAACUCUGAUAUUCAGAUUGUUCAAGGCUUUUACGGUUGGCAUGUAUGGAGCGUUAACAGAAAAGUGAAUACCCUACCUGUACAAAACCAACUCUGUUCCAGCCUGUUUUCUUCUAUUUGGUUGUGUUUUAUCGUUUGUUUUUAUGCACACUUGCUUCAUUGGUGUUGAGAUUUUAGCACCUCAGAUGGCCAACUGAACUAAAAAAAAAAUAAAGUCAUUAAUUAUUUUUUC
This is a messenger RNA of Lonchura striata (white-rumped munia), 12001 nucleotides long. The record is from RefSeq and is a predicted model, not a curated record. NCBI's taxonomy places the organism in Eukaryota, Metazoa, Chordata, Aves, Passeriformes, Estrildidae.